AUGGGUGGCAAUAGUAAUGGAAGUGCAGGGUCGGAUUUAGGAUCUCUUAGUAGUCCAGUGAGUAUUUUUAUUGACAACAAUGAUAAUCUAUUCGUUUGUGAUCGAGAUAAUUUUCGCAUACUAAAAUUUACUCCUAAUGCAACUACUGGAGUUAUUGUCGCUGGGAAUGGAACGGCUGGGAAUGAAUCUAAUCAAUUGAGAGGACCUAAAGGUGUUGCUAUUGAUCAAUAUGAUGAUAUUAUUGUUGCUGAUAGUGAUAAUUAUCGAAUACAAAAAUUUGUCAAUGGUUCCACAUUGGGUAUUACACUGGCUUCCAAUUCAUCAAUAAAUCCUCUCGGUCAAAUGCGAGAUUUACAUAUUGAUGUCAAUAAUAAUAUAUAUGUUACUGAUUCCGACAACAAUCAAGUUGUUAAAUUUAUUCCUUUUUCAUCGAUUGGUGUCGUGGUAGCAGGCGGAGGGCCAGCUGGUCCAGGAACCGAUCAACUAUCGGGUCCAUUUGGAAAUUUUGUAGAUCCUAAUGGAACGUUGUAUGUAGCUGAUGAUCAAAAUUUUCGCGUAAUGAAAUAUUUUCCUGGAUCAUUGAAUGGAACCAUAGUAGCUGGUAAUGGAACAGCGGGUUCAAAUUCGUAUCAACUGGCUCGUUCUAUAUCGAUCAUUGUUGAUAAUAAUGGGUAUAUCUAUGUGGCUGAUUAUGGCAAUGCAAGAAUCAUGCGUUGGACAACGAAUUACGCAGUGGGUGGCGUUUGUGUUAUUGGUUGCACCGGAACAUCAGGUACAUCUGCCACUCAAUUACGCGGCCCAAGAGAUCUGAAAUUUGAUAGACACGGUAAUAUUUACGUAACUGAUCAGGCAAAUCAUCGAAUACAAAAAUUUUUAAUCCAAAUACCUACAGCAGGUUGUUCUAUCAGUCCCGUUGGCAUUUAUGCUUUGACGAUUUCGACAUGUGCCACAUGGAAUGAUACUGGACUAACAAUGGGUGGCAAUAGUAAUGGAAUUCCAGGGUCGAAUUUAGAAUCUCUUAGUACUCCAGUGAGUAUUUUUAUUGACAAUGAUGAUAAUCUGUUCGUUUGUGAUCGAGACAAUGUUCGCAUACUCAAAUUUACUCCUAAUUCAACUACUGGAAUUAUUGUCGCCGGGAAUGGAACGGCUGGCAAUGAAUCUAAUCAAUUGAGAGGACCUAAAGGUGUUGCUAUUGAUCAAUAUGGUGAUAUCAUUGUUGCUGACAGUGAUAAUAAUCGAAUACAAAAAUUUGUCAAUGGUUCCACAUCGGGCAUUACACUAGCUUCCAAUUCAUCAAUAAAUCCUCUCGGUCAAAUGAAAGAUUUACAUAUUGACGUCAAUAAUAACAUAUAUGUUACUGAUUACGACAACAAUCAAGUUGUUAAAUUUAUUCCUUUUUCAUCGAUUGGUGUCGUGGUAGCAGGCGGAAGGCCAGCUGGCCCAGGAACCAAUCAACUGUCGGGUCCAUUUGGAAAUUUUGUAGGUCCUAAUGGAACGUUGUAUGUAGCUGAUGAUCAGAAUUUUCGCGUAAUGAAAUAUUUUCCUGGAUCAUUGAAUGGAACCAUAGUAGCUGGUAAUGGAACAGCGGGUUCAAAUGCGUAUCAACUGACUCGUUCUAUGUCGAUCAUCGUUGAUAAUAAUGGGUAUAUCUAUGUGGCUGAUUAUGGCAAUGCAAGAGUCAUGCGUUGGACAACGAAUUACGCAGCCGGUGGCGUCUGUGUUAUUGGUUGCACUGGAACAUCAGGUGCAGCUGCCACUCAAUUACGCAACCCAAGAGAUCUGAAAUUUGAUAGACACGGUAAUAUUUACGUAACUGAUCAAGGAAAUCAUCGAAUACAAAAAUUUUUGAUCCAAGGUUGUUCUAGUAAGUCACCGAAAUGA
Molecule: messenger RNA, 1881 nt
Organism: Rotaria sp. Silwood2
Lineage: Eukaryota; Metazoa; Rotifera; Eurotatoria; Philodinida; Philodinidae
Source: the annotation of a GenBank genome assembly